Molecule: messenger RNA, 2327 nt
Organism: Helobdella robusta
Lineage: Eukaryota; Metazoa; Annelida; Clitellata; Rhynchobdellida; Glossiphoniidae
Exons: 10
Coding region: 1-1497 (498 amino acids)
Biological process (GO): actin filament organization
Molecular function (GO): actin filament binding
Source: RefSeq, a predicted model, not a curated record
AUGUCUUUUCGUGUGGUUCGCCAGAGUAAAUUUCGACACGUGUUUGGCCAGGCUCUGAAACGAGAUCAGUGUUACGACAACAUCAGAAUAACCAGCAGUAGUUGGGAUUCCACUUUUUGCUCCGUCAAUUCCAAGUUCAUCGCCAUCAUCACGGAAGCCGCGGGUGGGGGGGCUUUUCUGGUCUUACCCCUUGAAAAAACAGGGCGAGUAGAUAGAGACGCACCGAUCGUUGGAGGCCACAAAGCGGCCGUCCUUGACGUUCAAUGGUGUCCCCACAACGAUGACGUCAUCGCCAGCGCCUCUGAGGAUUGCACAGUAAAAGUCUGGCAAAUACCUGAACGUGGUCUCUUUCGAAGUCUAGACGAGCCAAUCGUAGACCUGCUCGCCCACCAGAGAAGAGUUGGUCUGGUUGUCUGGCAUCCGUCUGCUCAUAAUAUUCUUCUUAGUGCAGGCUCCGACAACAAAAUUUUCAUAUGGAACAUAAGCACGAGUGAAGUCGUCAGUGAAAUAGACUUUCCAGAUAUCCCGUUGAGUGCUUCGUGGAAUUGGGACGGUAGCAGGGUGGUGGCUUCAUCUAAGGAUCGCAAGUUGAGGGUCAUUGAUCCCAGGACUGGUCGGCUUAUUAGGGAGGGAUUUGGGCACGAGGGUACCAAGCCUUCGCAAGUCGUCUACCUUAAGAACGGCUCCAUCUUCACGACGGGCUUCUCGAAAAUGAGCGAGAGACAAUACGCUCUGUGGGACGGGCACCUGAACAACAUAGUAAUGCAAGAAAUCGACUCGAGCAAUGGAGUCAUAUUUCCAUUUUACGAUCCGGACACUAAUCUCAUCUACCUCUGCGGAAAGGGAGAUAGUGCAAUCAGAUACUUCGAGAUAACAGAUGAGGCCCCCUACAUUCACUACCUGAACACCUAUCAAUCAAACGAGCCCCAACGAGGUAUCGGCUGGAUGCCAAAGCGUGGUCUGAAUGUCAAUAAUUGUGAGAUCGCCAGGUUUUAUAAAUUGCACACGAAAGGAUUUUGCGAAAUUAUUCCUAUGACCGUACCUCGAAAAUCUGAAUUGUUUCAAGACGAUUUAUACCCAGACACAUUCAGCGAUGUUCCCGCCCUAACUGCAGAUGAAUGGAUUGAAGGAAGGAAUGCUCCUCCGACACUGAUGUCCAUGAAGGAGGGCUACAGAGUGGCCAAGAAGAAUGAACCUACCCCAGCCCAUGCGAGGAGAGCUGUCCUGGCCGACACGCCAGCGUUAAAGAAGACCACAGAACCAGCCAACCACAUCAUCGACCAAUCAAAUAACACCAGACAACAAGUGCAGACGACACCACAAAAUAUUUCCAACACCUCCACCGCUGCUCUUCCGGCAGGUUUCGACGUGCAGAGCAUCUUGGACGACAUUCGCAAGUUGAAAAUCAUCGUGAAGGGUCAUGAGAGGAGAAUUAAGGGCUUGGAAGAGAGGUUGUCGAAUUAUGAAGAAGUGCCUCACAUCAACAACGAUUAUUAAUUUAUCUUUUUAUUUAUUUCAUAUUUUAUCUUUGAUUUAAACUUAAUAUCAUUAAUUUGUAUUCUAUUUAACAAACAUAUCUUUCAUUCUUCUAUUCAUUCACCUAUAAUAUUAAUUCAUUAUUUUUAUUAAUGGUCUCAUCAGAUUUUAACCUUAAAAUCAACUGUUCAGAAGUUUUUUCUUCAAGAGUUCGUCUCAUUUAUACACUGAUGUCUUCAGCCCUAUUACACUGUAAAAACAUGUUUGACUUGUAGAUAACUUCAGACACAUUUCUCAACAUCAUAGUUUCAGUUAAAGUCAGUGACUUAGUCAGGAAUUUUCAUUGUUUAGGAAGAUUUUUUUUUCAUUUUUACGGGUUUAGGGAUUUUUUUUUCGACAAAUUCAAAGACACUCGUCUAUAUUUUUUGUCAUAGAAUAUGAUAGGUCAGCUUUACUACUACUUAAAUUUAUAAAUAAGAUUUUAAAUUUAAAGAAAACGUUGUGAAUAUAUAAGUUUAUUAAUUUUAUUAUUUAAAAUUAAUAAAUAAUUACGUCAAUUAAUAAUUGUUAAUACUAGGUACUGAGCUUGUUGAUAUCGUAUAUUAUUAUGUUACAUCGUCGGAAUCCGCUGAUAUUGAAAAUUUUUUAUUUAAAUUAAUUGAUCGACAUUUUUUUUAUUUUUUAAUAUUAGUGCAAUGUCCGCGGAAGAAAUAGACAUCUUCCUAGCUAUGCAACGUUUUAGAAAUCUGUCAUAGGAUAUUUUACAGUUUACAUUUCAUCACAUUGAACAUUGUAAUUUGCUCUUGUUUUAUUUCAAUUUCAGGCAAUAAAAUACAUCUUGAAAAUUGUAA